Chroicocephalus ridibundus (black-headed gull) is the source of this 4174-nucleotide messenger RNA. RefSeq names its product cytidine monophosphate N-acetylneuraminic acid synthetase (gene CMAS). Lineage: Eukaryota; Metazoa; Chordata; Aves; Charadriiformes; Laridae. The record is from RefSeq and is a predicted model, not a curated record. The transcript is spliced from 8 exons. Bases 60 to 1376 code for a protein of 438 amino acids. Gene Ontology annotation, molecular function: N-acylneuraminate cytidylyltransferase activity.
CGCAGGGGAAGGGCGGGUGAGCCGGGAGCGGCGCGGGGCGCUCAGGCCGGCCGGCGGCUAUGGAGGCGGGGGCGGGCUGUUCGGGCGCGCUGCCGGCGGGGUCGGGGGGCCCGCGCCCCCACCUGGCCGCUCUGGUGCUGGCCCGCGGCGGCAGCAAGGGGAUCCCGCUGAAGAACAUCAAGCUGCUGGCGGGGGUGCCGCUCAUCGGCUGGGUGCUGCGCGCCGCCAGCGAUGCCGGCGUCUUCCAUAGUGUAUGGGUUUCUACAGACCACGAUGAAAUUGAGAAGGUUGCAAAGCAGUUUGGCGCUCAAGUUCAUCGCAGAAGCCCUGAAGUUUCUCAAGACUCCUCAACUUCUCUAGAAGCUAUCAGAGAGUUUCUUAAUCAUCAUCAUGAGGUUGAUAUUGUAGGAAAUAUUCAAGCAACAUCGCCCUGUUUACAUCCCAGUGAUCUUAUAAAAGUGGCAGAUCUGAUCCAGAAGGAGGGGUUUGAUUCUGUCUUCUCUGUUGUGAGACGCCAUCAAUUUAGAUGGAGCGAGGUAAAAAAAGGAGAAAACAAGAUGACAGAGCCACAAAACCUGAAUCCAGCAAAACGAUACCGGAGGCAAGAUUGGCCUGGGGAGCUGUAUGAAAAUGGUUCAUUUUAUUUUGCCAAGAGGCAUUUGAUUGAGAAAGGCUACCUGCAGGGUGGUAAAAUGGCCUACUAUGAAAUGCGUGCAGAGCACAGCGUGGAUAUUGAUAUAGACAUUGACUGGCCUAUUGCAGAGCAGAGAGUAUUGAGCUUUGGAUAUUUUGGCAAAGAGCCAUUAAAAGAGGUGAAGCUAUUGGUUUGCAGUAUUGAUGGAUGCCUGACAAAUGGUCGCAUUUAUGUGACAGAAGAUCAGAAGGAAAUGGUCUCCUACGAUUAUAGAGAUCUUGUUGGUAUCGAUCUAUUAAAGAAAAGAGGAAUCCAGGUACGCCUCAUCUCUGAUAGAGAUUGUUCAAAAACGCUGUCAGCCAUGCAGCUGGGAUGUGUAGCAAAAGUUAGUGCAACAAAUAAAUUGCAAGUGCUGGAGGACUGGCAAAAAGACAUAGGUUUGAGCUGGAAAGAAGUUGCUUACUUAGGAAAUGAAGAGUCUGAUGUGGAAUGCCUGAAGAAAGCUGGCGUGAGUGGUGUGCCUGCUGAUGCUUGUGCAGUUGCUCAGAAGGCUGCUGGUUAUAUUUGUAAAAGCAGUGGUGGCUGCGGAGCUAUCCGGGAGUUUGCAGAGCACAUAUUCCUGUUGUUAGAAAAAGCGAACUCUGCAAGAAAGCAAAUGGAAGAAAUGAGUUCAGCAGGAAAGAAAACGGAGGGAAAUGAGAACAGCAGGAGAGGAAAUAAGGAACUAAUGAAAAAAGUGUAACAUGUUUGGUCUGUCCUGCUUUUCUUCUCCUCUUCCUCAGUAAGUCUGUAUCCCAAAGGAUAGCUUAUCUUUCAAGUUGCAGUAGAGUUAAAAAGAUGUUUUCCUCUAAUGUCAUGCCCCACUUUGAUUAAGUGCUGAUAGUCAUGAUUGUAUGCUGGUAAUCAUGAUCAUAUUCAUGAUUAUUUUAAAAGCCAUUUAAGCACAAUGGAAGGAAUGCUACAAAAGGUAGUGUCCUGUAAGUCUACUCUUAAUCAUUACACCUGUCCUACAGGAAUGAUGUGUCUUUAUUUCAUAAUCUGAAUAUUUUCAGGGAACAAUAAUUUUGCAUGACUUGGGGAUUUGUAAUUCAUGCUUUCAAAAAAAUACUCUUGUCAGUUUUGCCUAUCAAAAAAAAUCAAAGAUUUCCUCCAUCAAAUGUCAACAUGAUUCUGUAGUUGUGUGCUCGCUUUUUACAGGAUUUGUCCCUAGUAAGGAAGAGUUUUAGCAUAUGCUGGAGAGGUCAGUUAUUUUACAAUAACUGUCAAACUUCUUCCUGUAUUUUUAAAAGACAGCACAGUUACUGUAAAACCAGUUAAUAUUAAUAGUAGUUAAGAAAAGCACUAAAGUUUGUGUUCAAUUUUAAGCUCAUAAAUAAUUAAAUGGCAUUUGGAAUUGUGCCUCUUAUCUUUGAAUCUGUUUAUAAUGUGGUUUAAUGAAAUGCUUAAAUUAACAUACCCAAAUGCUUUGCUAAAUUUGAGAUAUUUACUUUGCAGAAACUCGGUUUCUUUCUAUGAAAGCUUUAUUACAACCACUAAUAAGUUAAAAAAAAAAUAAAUAAAAUCUUUCAUGUUUAUUGUAUGGAAAAGUAACUGCUGUUUUUAAAAAAACCAAAAUGUAGUUGUUGAUUGUGAGUUUAUAUAAAAUAUAUAUUCAAACUAUUUUUAGCAUCUUAAUUUAAAGCUGGUGUACAUGUGUGUUUGUGUUUAUGGCAAAUACAAUUUUUACUGUGUCUUGAUUUAAAGAACUCAGUAUCUGUAAAAAUUUUUAAAACUGACACUAAAAAUAUGCAUCAGUUCUCAAUUGUAGUGUUUAUCAGUGAGUCAAGUUCUGCCUUGGGUUAUGCUAAAAAUAAAAAUUACCUAUGGUACACAGGCAAUUAGUACAGAGUUGAAUAAUAAUGGAUUGUCAUUUUAUUUUGUUUCUCUGGUAAACAGACACUCCCAAUAGAGUAUCACCUGGUAUAUUGCCCUCUGAUUAACUUUUUAUUUACUUCUGUGGUACACAGGCAAUUAUGACCGAGGCGAACAAUAAUGACUUGUCAUUUUAUUUUUAUUUCUCUCCUAAAUAGACACUCCCAAUGUAGUACCACCUGAUAUAUUGCUUUAUAACUUUGUGUUUACUUCCUCUUACAAAGCGAAAUUUUAAACUGAAAUUCUUUUACCACCUAUCUACAGUAGUAAGGUUAACGGAUGCAUAAUUUCCUGUAGUAAUCAGCUCUCAGUUAUCAUUUAAGUAUUUCCUUUCAGUGAGGUUUUAGGGUUCUGUGCUGGGUAAAUCUCAUGGACUUUGGUAACACGAGAGCCGCAUUUUGGACAGAACUACAGACUUUGGUAUAAGUAGAUGAAUUAUUUUAGUUGUAUAGACUACGUGGUAAAGCUUCAGAAGUCCAGAUUGGAUGAACAGUUCAGGUUUGAUGAUGUCAUAUAGAACUGGCCAAGUUUUUGGUUACUUCACCUCAUCAUCAAGUAACUUGCUGACUUUGAUUUCAGGAACAGUUUCCCGUGAGUAGAUAACUUUAAACAAGUUGACUGUGAUGAACUUGAUUCCCAUUCCGCUUUUUCUAACGAGAAAGCAAAAAUAUGAAUAAGUGCAAUUUUAAUAGAAGUAAGAGUUGGCAGCACUGUUUAUAGCUUACUGCUUGAAUCAAGAACUCUUCUAAUUUUUCAUCUGCUUGAUGAAUGUGCUGCAUAUACAUUGGAUCUCUACCCAAAAUUUCUACAUGUAUCAAAAAUAAAUGCAGAAGCACUUUUGUGAGCGUUGGUAAUGAACAGAAAGAAAUGGUAGCUGAUAUGUAAGUGUUUUCCCUUUGACAAGUUCUUGUUUAGAAAAAUGUGGUAUAAUCUUGCAUUGGGCCUAUAGGAAGAAUAUGAAGGAUAAAAGAGCUCUAGAGACUAUUUACAAAAUAAAGCCUGUUUGAGAAUAUGGGAGAUGCGUGAUCCACUGCCUGAAAGGUUCAGAUUUGUAUUGCCCAAAGGGCAACAGAGAGCCUAACUAUAAACUAGAGUAGGAUGAGGGAUGUCUUGAUUACUCCCCUUGAUUUUAUAUAAGAUCCUCAAUCAUUUGAAGGAUUUGGAGGUCACAGAGGCAGAGAUAGUGAAGAUCACUAACAGUCAUCUUAAAAGGGAAAUCCCAGGUCCCAGGCAGGCUUCAAAAAUGUAGUAUCUCUUGCCAAUGCCUGUUGUUUCAGUACAUAUCCUUACACCAUGAUUGCCUUUCAUUAGUGUUGUGUAGUUCACUCAGAGUAGGUUUCAGUGGUCUUUUUUGUUACACUGGGCUAACUUUGGAAUAAUCUCUUUUGGUCACCUGAGCACCUAUUUUUUCACUUAAAACUGCCAGGUGUACUCCAAAAAAGAUACUAGAUAAUGUGGGCUGGUGUAUCAUGAUUUUGUGAAACUGAAAGAAGUAAACUAUGUAAUAAUUUUUAAUAAGCUAUUAUGGAAAAUAGCUGAUUGCCUGAAAUUUGAAAUAAAGUUUUCUUUAGUCUUUUGAGUAGAGAAUGCUUAUGGGGUGACUUACGAUGAAUUUGUAUACUGCAAAUC